Saccostrea echinata is the source of this 2160-nucleotide messenger RNA. Its product is annotated as UBX domain-containing protein 11-like. The coding region runs from base 106 to 1779 and encodes 557 amino acids. The transcript is spliced from 15 exons. Gene Ontology annotation, biological process: proteasome-mediated ubiquitin-dependent protein catabolic process. Gene Ontology annotation, molecular function: ubiquitin binding. The record is from RefSeq and is a predicted model, not a curated record. Lineage: Eukaryota; Metazoa; Mollusca; Bivalvia; Ostreida; Ostreidae.
GCGUCCUUAGAUGUAAACAAAUACGUGACUUAGUUAAAAAUUUAUGUCUAUUGUAUUGGCAUUUCACAGUGACCGGCUUAUACGUUAAUAUAGUAGUAGUCAAAAAUGAGUUCCCCGCUUUCAAGUCUAAAGAAACCACAGAAAAAUCCGCUUCUUUUAGGUUCCAGAAGUAUGCCCUUCAGGAGCGCCGCCUACUCUGAAGAUGAGAGUCGUUUACUUGAUGAAAUCACCAACAACAUGGCAGCCAGUAGACUGAAGGCUAGUCACACCAGAGCUGACCCCUUCCAUGGGGGACUGCCUAAACUGGACACUUCCCGAUCACACGUCACUCACAGUACACCCGUCCCCAGGAUCAACAAUCCACCACUGGAGAGAUUGAAAUCUUCGUCAUCAUUUAUUGAUGACACGCCCCCUGAUAACGCUACAUUUUUGACAGCUCCCCCUAGUGACCAGGAAUUGAUGUCCUCCAUGAUGGCCCGUAUCAGUAUACUGGAACAGAAAGUCCAGACCCAGACAAAAGAACUGACAGAAAAGGACAAGAAAAUAAAGAUCCUGGAGGACAAAGUGAACAUAAUGAAGAAAGCUCAAGGAGACAUGUCCCCCCGGGAGUCUCGAGAAUUGGAGAAGAAAUGUCUGCUGCUUCAGCAACAAGUUCAUGAAAUGGAGGCGUUUUUGGCGGACUACGGUAUGGUGUGGGUGGGGGAGAGGAUUGACACAAGCUCUGCCUACUACAAUGACAAGUCAUCAGCUGACAGUGACAGCGAGAGUGAGGAGGAGCUCUGGAGGCCAGAAACUUCUCUGUCCCACAAUGUCCCUGCCCCAGUGACUACUACUACAAGAUCUGACACUGUCCAAUCAGAAUUCAAAGUGGACUAUGACAAAAUCAUAGAAAACAUCAAAGACCUGAAUGUACUGGCAGGAGAAGGUGUGUCCAAAAUCCAGCACACCAGUGAUGGGGCUAGAUUAAGGCUUCCUGAGCCAGUUCCCCUGGUUCUGUAUGCUAAUGGCAUCAUGCUAUUCAGUGGACCAUUUCGACCUUUCACUGACCCCGUCACACAACAGUGUGUACAGGACAUCCAUGACGGAUACUUCCCAUCAGAGCUACAGAAUAAGUUUCCAGAUGGAGUCCCUUUUGUUGUCACAGAUUAUAGAGAAGUGUACUUCAAGGAUACUAGACGAGAAGUGUUCCAUGGCACUGGUCAGGUGUUGGGAGGGGAAACCAGGCCAUCUAGACUGGUUCCCGACUCCAAAACAGGAGAGAAAAGCCAUGACACUACCCCAAAUAACACACCAGAAAACACACAUCUCAAAAUCGCUACAGAGCUACCAGGAAAGAAGAUGACAGUGGGCCAGUUCCUUCAGAAAUUGCCCAAGUCUGUUAUAAAAGAUGGAAAAGUCAUUGACAUACGGAACUCUGUAGGGGAAAACUUUAAGGAUGUUAAAACCAGUCAGGGAGUCACAGUGGUGGAGACAGAUACAGUCCGAGACAUCAAAAAGAGACUUGAUGAAGAUGAAGGCAGUCGACCAAUGACACCCAGAAACAUCACCACACUACGUGUCAAAUCUGACACGGGGAAUCACACAUAUAUACUGAAAAUGAAAUUCCACGAGACGAUACGAGACUUACGAAAAUAUAUAGAUCUACAAAGGCCAUUGAAUUCCCCAUCAUACAACAUUGUCUCAGCAUAUCCCAGUAAGACUUUUGAUGACGAGAAAAUCACGCUGCAGGAAGCGGGACUCACACCUAAUGCUGUGUUACAUUUACGAGUGAAAAAGUGAUCAGAGUUAACUUGAUCUUUUAAGUCUCUUCAUGGUUGUGUGAAUGCAAGGUCACAGUGAAUUCCUCAUGUUUUAUGUGAAAGCAUUUAACUUUAAUGGGUGAAAAACCAUUGUGACUGAUCAGUAUUGUUUUUUGUUUUUUUUUUUUUAAAAAACAGCAAGCUUAUGAAUUUCACCAGCUGUAGUUAAUUUCACAACUGCUACAGCGUUGUUGCAUUCCAAAAAUUUUCUUGUGCAAUGGGGAUUUUUUUUUUUUUCAUAUUUUCAAAUAUCAUAUGUAGCUUAUGUGAUUUUCCUGUGAUAAACAUUUUUUAAAGAAAUAUUUUUUAAUUUAAAUCAAACUGACAUAAAAACUGUGAUGAUAUACUGCUGUCAUAUCCU